Neofelis nebulosa (Clouded leopard) is the source of this 4803-nucleotide messenger RNA. RefSeq names its product coiled-coil domain containing 170 (gene CCDC170). Gene Ontology annotation, molecular function: microtubule binding. Gene Ontology annotation, biological process: microtubule cytoskeleton organization. Lineage: Eukaryota; Metazoa; Chordata; Mammalia; Carnivora; Felidae. The record is from RefSeq and is a predicted model, not a curated record. Gene Ontology annotation, cellular component: Golgi apparatus. The transcript is spliced from 11 exons. Bases 812 to 2947 code for a protein of 711 amino acids.
CUUCAUAAUCUUGUUUUAUUCGAGGAGAUUUUUACCUCGAAAGCACUUAGAAUAGCUCUUGUAAGAACACUUCGGUGUUUCAUAACUAGAAGUUAUGGCUGUCACUAACACUAAUAUUACUAUUACAGUUUCCUGCGGGGUUGUUGAGAAGGUUAAAUGCAAGCACACUCACCAGGACGGGCUACUUACUUUGCAGAAACCAGUACAAAAUGAAAAUACAGGGGCCUGUGUUCCAAAAUCGUUAAGAAGUCCAAGGCUGGAAAAGCCAAACAUUCAACCAAGCACGGGACCCUGCUGAGCAUAGGGCCUGUACAAGCGCCCAGGCUGCACGCCCCGGAAGCCGGCCUUGGAAGGAGCACAGCGUCUGCACACAGCAGGUGCUACAUAAACGCUCUUCACCUUUGUGUCAGCAUCCUCCCACACAUCCGGCGCGCCAGCGCCGUAACGUUGACCAUACCACCGACCACUCGUUGUCACUUGUGCCUGCCCGGCGGAAGGACAAGACCUGGAAUCACGCCCGUGGGGCAGCCCCACGGCGAAGACCCGGGACCCCCAGCCUUUUGGCGAGUGUCUGCCGCUCAACCAAGCCCAGGCCAGACGGGGCCGCCAGGGCCUCCCAGGCCGCCGCAGGACGCAGUCCGCAGGAUCUGGGUCUGUCCCGCGGCCCCGAACCGCAUCUCUGAGGCCGCAGCCCCGCCCGCCUCCAGGGCCCGCGAGCGCCGCGGGCCCUCGUUUGCUAGUUGCCCGAGGAGACGCGCGCGCACGCGCACCCGCACCCUGCGCUCCGCGACGCCUGCGCUCCGAGCGCGCCAUGAGCCGCGGCCGCUCCUCCGGCUCCAGGCGCCUGGACCCGGCCGGUCACGCCGCCCGCAGCGCCUCGUCGCCCGCGCCCGAGGAAAUUUACGACCGUCUCUUGGAAGUCCCGGUCACUAGGGAGCAGUUACACCACUAUCGGAAUGUGGCCGAAAGUGCUCGAAGUGACCUUGCUGCAACUUUGGUCAAAUUUGAAUGUGCUCAGUCUGAGCUUCGAGACCUCCGAUCCAAGAUGCUUUCGAAAGAAGCCUCCUGUCAAGCGUUGAAAGCUGAAAUGGAGAAUUACAAAGAAAAUCAUGCUAGAAAAUCAUCUCUCCUCACCUCUCUGAGACACAGAGUUCAGGAGCUGGAAGAAGAAUCAGCAGCACUUGCCACUUCUAAAAUUAGAACCGAAAUCACAGCUCACACCGCAAUCAAGGAGAACCAGGAGUUGAAGAAGAAAGUUGCGGAACUAGACGAGAACUUACAAAAGUGUUUAAAGGAAAAUGAAGAGAAUAAGAAGCAAGUCUCAAAGAAUUGCAGGAGACAUGAAGAAUUUCUAGCUCAACUUUGUGACUGCUUAGAUCCGGACAAGAAGAAUGAAAAGGCGUCAGAUGAAGAUUUAAUUCUAAAGCUCAGAGAACUGUGCAAGGAAAAUGCAUUCGUAAAAGGACAAAUUGUUACUCUUGAAGAGACUGUGAAUGUCCAUGAGAUGGAAGCAAAAGCUAGCAGAGAAACCAUCAUGAGGCUGGUUUCAGAAGUAAACAGAGCGCAGAAAAAAGCUGCCUCCUGCACUGAAGAGAAAGACAAGCUGGGCCAGGACCUGCUCAGUGCUGUAGAGACAAAGGAGGCUCUUGAAAGGGAAGUCAAGCUCUUCCAAGAAAGGCUGCUUGCUGGCCAGCGGGUCUGGGAUGCCUCGAAGCAGGAACUGAGCCUCUUGAAGAAAAGCUCUUGCGAGUUGGAGAAGAGCUUGGAGGCCAGCCGGGAUGCGACGGCAGCCUCGAGAAACCAGCACUCCUCGUUUAGGGAGAAAGUCGCAGCGCUGCUCGGGGGCAACUGGGGCACGAUUGUGCCCACGGAGGAUGCUAUUUUGGAAAGGAUCCGAGAAAUGACCGGCCAGGGAGAGAGCAGGAAAAGUAUGGUCUCCCAGCUUGAAGCCCGGAUAUCUGAGCUUGUUGAACAGUUGGGAAAUGAGUCUGGGUUUCACCAGAAAGCUCUUCAGAGGGCCCAGAAAGCAGAAAGCAAGUUGGAGACUCUUCAGGGUCAGCUGACAUACCUGGAGGGAGAGCUGGCUUCUGGAGAUGUUUUGCGAGAUAACUUGGAUUUUGAGAAACAAAAAUAUCUUAAAUUUCUGGAUCAGCUCUCAGAGAAAAUGAAACUGGACCAGAUGGCUGCUGAACUUGGCUUUGACAUGCGCCUGGAUGUAGUCUUAGCUCGCACAGAGCAGCUGGUCCGCCUCGAGAGCAAUGCAGUCAUUGAAAACAAGACUAUCGCUCACAAUUUACAGAGAAAGCUCAAGACUCAGAAAGAAAGACUGGAGAGCAAAGAACUGCACGUGAACCUUCUCCGGCAGAAAAUUGCCCAGUUGGAGCAGGAGAAGCAGGUGCGUUCGGCCUUGGCGGUAGAGAGGGACGAGGCCAAUCUCACCCUAAGGAAGUUGCAAAAGAAGGUGGAGAGGCUGCAGAAGGAGCUGCGUGUGUGUCGAGACUCGAACACGGAGCUCAAAGCCCAGCUGGCUGACACCCAUGAGCUUAAGAUUAAAACUUUGGAACAGACCAAAGCCAUUGAAGACCUAAAUAAAUCCAGAGACAAACUUGAGAAGAUGAAGGAGAAAGCUGAGAAAAAACUAAUGUCUGUCAAGUCAGAACUGGAUUCUACAGAGCAUGAGGCUAAGGAGGAUAAAGAGAGAGCCAGGAACCUGGUAGAAGCGGUAACCAGUGAAAUGAAGACACUAAAAAAAUCUCUGGAAGAGGCAGAAAAGAGAGAAAAGCAGCUGGUGGACUUCAGGGAAGUGGUUUCCCAGAAGCUGGGCUUGAACAUGACCAGUCUUGCACUUCCCGACUAUGAAAUCAUCAAAUGUCUUGAAAGACUGAUCCAUUUACAUCAGCAUCACUUUGUCACCUGUGCCUGCCUCAAAGAUGUGACGCUUGGGUGAGACAGGCACCCCCAAAGCCACUUAAAACUCCUUCAUUGAAUACCAUGUCUCUUGAAGGAGGUAGAGCUAAGUGAUGGCACACAAUUCUCGAUUUCACUAAUUCCCGAAACCUUUGAAAUUUGAUCAGUAUGUGAAUACCAUAUACUUUGAUGAUUGAGCGAGGAUCCGUCAUUUGCAAAAAAAGGAUCUCAGAGGUGCCAGCUGUAGGGAAAUGUCUGACACUAAAAACACCUAUUUUUUUAUUUGCUAGCACUUUGGGACCCAGAAGAGUUCCAGUAGAUUGUAAACCUAGAAUGGGCAAUGGUGGUAGGGAAUUUACAUUUAUGGGACUCCUUUUAUGACUUGGGGGCUUUCCUACCCAAUUUAAUUCUCAUAAUAGCCAUGUGGAGAAGGUUUAGUGUUUGAUUUUACAACCUCUCUGGGGCUCAGAGAGGGUGUUACCUACCCAAGAUUGCAAUUGGUUAGCAACUGAACCAGAAGUCUUACCAUGCUGGCUCUGGGUCAAAGGCUGUACUUUCUCUGUUACAUCACACUCUUCCAGUUUCUCCUGAAUUCCUGUGAUCCUGGUGAAAAUUGCCCCCAUAAAGAAAGGCAGACAUUCAUAGAAUCAAGAAUUGAAGCCCCCGAAGUAACAGAUUUAUGAAUGUUACCCAUAUGAUUUCUUUAAAAGGCAAUAUACCAAAUUAUUUGGUAAAACAUACACAGGGUCUGAGGUCCUGUAAGAAAUUUACCUGUUUUAAAUGUGGCUGCCAGAUCACAUUUGGUGGCAGUUUUUCAUGUUGCAGCAGGUUGAUCUCAGUCCUUGAAAAGUCAAACCCUUAAUGUGAAACCUGUCACAUGAACUCCUGUACAGUUUUAUUCACCAGUUUAUCAGAUGCACUGACAGCAGGGGUACUUUUUUCAGAUUGGGAUUUUAUUAUGACUUUCUGUCAUUUUCUGCCUUCUUUUUAAAUUUGUAUUUCACAGAUAUUUUUCAGGAAGCCAUAUUCUUAACUUUAUUGAGAGAAACUUUUACUUUUUUGGUCGAUUACCUUAUUUUUGCCAUAUGUAAUUUUCUAAACAGUUUCUGAAAAAAGUGUUGGUGUCUCAUUAAAGGAGAGGGGAAACACAGAUUACAUCCGAACAUUAAGAGAAAAAGCAUAUUCGGCGGGGCACAUGGGUAGCUUAGUUGGUUAAGCCUCUGACUCUUGAAUUUGGCUCAGGCCAUGAUCUCACAGUUCCUGAGAUCGAGCUUCAAGUCAGGCUCUGCGCUGACAGCGAGGAGCCUGCUUGGGAUUCUUGCUCUCCCUCCCUCUCUCUCCCUCUCCCUGGCUCAUGCGUAUGCGUGCUCUCUUACUCUCAAAAUAAAUAAACUUUAGAAAAAGAGAGAAAAAGCAAAUUCUAGAGGAAAGGAAAUGAGUUGGACACUUACUGAUGACAGAUCACACAGAGGAAGAGGAAGCAAGGAUGUCCUCUGGGAGAUGGGUCAUGGUCGCCUGGCUUUCUCCCUUGUGUGCAAGGAUAGUAUAAAGUACCUUUUGCAACUGAAUAAACACACCUUCGCAGCCCUGACUGAGGACACGAGCUAGGUCUGCAACAGGCCGGAGAGGCAGAAUUGUAUUUUCCCCGCAGAAGUCGUCUCUGAAGAUCCCCUCACAUGCUCCAUAGAGACAGUGGCUACUGUUCUGGACCCAUACGCACUCAGACUGAAGGAGGCAACCUCACUGUCUGGGUCUCUGGAGGACUGAAUUGCUGAGUGGCUUUGCUUCAGCCGUGCCAUAGAAAGGUGGGGGGCGUUCAGAGAUGGAGGGGUUGUUUUUAUACCCCUGUUUUAUAUCUCUGUUCUCAUUUUCCAAAUACAGUCUUUAACGAACUUC